UGUUUUUGCUAUUGGCUGUACAACAGCGCCCCCAUGGGUUCGGCAGCGUGUGGUGCAGGUUUUGUAAAAUGGCAGAGGGUGAAAGUUGAAAGGUGACGUCGUUGUUAUACGCCCAUUGUAAACAUGGCGGACACCGAGCCCCAGUCAGGUUCCUCCACUGAGGAUGACGCUGCGAACGCCCCAGCCACGUUCAGCUUCGUGGUGCCCAAGAAGGAGAUCAGCAUGGUCCCAGACAUGGGGAAGUGGAGACGAUCUCAAGCGUAUGCUGACUACAUGGGAUUCAUUUUGACACUGAAUGAAGGUGUGAAAAGAAAGAAGCUCACUUGUGAAUACAAAGUUUCAGAGACGGUGGAGAAGUUGUUAGAUCUUCUGGGCACCCUGGACCGAUGGAUAGACGAGACCCCUCCCGUCGAUCAGCCUUCACGCUUCGGGAACAAGGCCUACAGGACCUGGUACAGCAAACUGGAUCAGGAAGCAGAGGCCCUGGUUGCCACCGUGCUGCCAGAGAGCAGUGCUCCGGCGGCUCAGGAGAUUGCAGUGUACCUGAAAGAGGCGGUUGGGAAUGCCACCAGGAUAGACUACGGCACAGGUCAUGAGGCUGCGUUUGCCGCCUUCCUUUGCUGCCUCUGCAAGGUGGGGGCACUCCGGGUCGACGACCAGAUGGCCAUGGUCUUUAGAGUCUUCAACAGAUACCUGGAGGUGAUGAGGAAGCUGCAGAAGACCUACCGUAUGGAGCCGGCCGGGAGCCAGGGGGUGUGGGGUCUGGACGACUUCCAGUUCCUGCCCUUCAUAUGGGGCAGUGCCCAGCUAGUAGAUCACCCAACACUGGAACCCAGGCACUUUAUAGAAGACAAGGUGGUCAACGAACAUUAUCCCGACUACAUGUUCCUGGAGUGCAUUAAGUUCAUCAACGAGAUGAAGACGGGUCCGUUCGCAGAGCACUCCAAUCAGCUGUGGAACAUCAGCGCUGUCCCCAACUGGGCCAAGGUCAACCAGGGCCUGAUCAGAAUGUAUAAAGCUGAGUGCUUGGAGAAGUUCCCAGUGAUCCAGCACUUCAAAUUCGGUAGCCUUUUGUCCGUCCAGCCGGUGAAGCCUUGAUGGAGCCGGGGCGGGCCGCGGACAUUACAGCAAGACCAAAAGGACCAUCACUCUCAAGAGGACUGUUCUCCCCCCCAUCCAUUCUGCAUCCCAAUGCGACACGCGACCUAGAACCCCGCACAACGUGUCGCACACCCACCGCUGUAAGCCGUCGGUCCUCCCACAAUGCAAUUCUGGGCACCGGUCUUUAUUUCCGUGAGUGUGUGUGUGUGUGUGUGUGUUAAGCACACACGCACGCAUAGACAAGCUCAGUCGCUCAGAAUCACGAUUUGCUGUGCGUGAUUUUUUUUUUCACGAUGCAUAAGCGAGCGUACGAUGCGAUGUUGACAGGGGGAUCGCUUCCUUUUAAAGUGAGAAGAAGAUGUUUAUGGACUUUGUUUGACAUCAUUCUAGCUUCCCUGUGGUGUCUUUAUGUUUUUUUUUUGGGGUUUCCCGAUCCCAUUGUUUUCUAUCGUGAUUCUCUGUCUCAUUGAUGUUUGCUUAGGAUGGGUUUCUUGAUGCAAAGCAAUGUCUGCCAUUACAAGUAUUGAUUUGAGUGGGGAAAUACAUUAAGUUAUAAAUGAAGAAUCUGCACACAAUGGUCUUAAGUAAGCAAAAAACACGCAAUGGAAUCUAUUCCUUCAUUCAACACAUUUGCCAUGCAACUGCUGGAAGAAAAGAGACAUUGAAAAAGUGGUUUAAAAUCCGUUGAAACAAAACCAAAAUAACAACCAAUUAGACUUUUAACAAGUCUUUACCGAAAUGUUGGCUCAAAAUAGCUUAUUUGGUCGGUCGACAUGGACUUCAGAGUGACACUGUAUUUAUAACGUUGGUGUUUUAAACAAAAUGGCUUCACCUUUCCUCUCCCUCUCUGUCUAUUUUGAUUUAGUUUGAAAUACAUUUGUUUUAUUUUUAUUUUUCAUUUUACAAAUAAAAAAGGAGAAUAUUAUUGCAAGCA
Molecule: messenger RNA, 2035 nt
Organism: Gadus morhua (Atlantic cod)
Lineage: Eukaryota; Metazoa; Chordata; Actinopteri; Gadiformes; Gadidae
Gene: ptpa
Product: protein phosphatase 2 phosphatase activator
Exons: 10
Coding region: 124-1098 (324 amino acids)
Biological process (GO): mitotic spindle organization
Cellular component (GO): protein phosphatase type 2A complex; cytoplasm; nucleus
Molecular function (GO): protein tyrosine phosphatase activator activity; peptidyl-prolyl cis-trans isomerase activity
Source: RefSeq, a predicted model, not a curated record